Messenger RNA from Puccinia triticina, 237 nucleotides. RefSeq lists its product as uncharacterized. The record is from RefSeq and is a predicted model, not a curated record. Bases 1 to 237 code for a protein of 78 amino acids. The transcript has 2 exons. Lineage: Eukaryota; Fungi; Basidiomycota; Pucciniomycetes; Pucciniales; Pucciniaceae.
AUGACAAUCGCCACGCAGUCCUCACUCUCCCACUCGCCCAUCAUCCCCCUGCCCAAUCGCCUCCCUAGUCCACUCUGCCGGACAUUCAACUCAACAAGCCUGGAAAUCUUGAUCUUGAAGUUUAACGGACACUUCAAGGAUGAAAGACUGGCCAGGCUGUUUGAGAGUGCGAUCUCACAAAUGCUCAACAGUACAAUUAGAUGGUUCUCACCUGAAAAAAGUGACACUGAAACUUAG